Messenger RNA from Entrophospora sp. SA101, 3969 nucleotides. The record is from the annotation of a GenBank genome assembly. Lineage: Eukaryota; Fungi; Glomeromycota; Glomeromycetes; Entrophosporales; Entrophosporaceae.
AUGCAAAAUCUUGGUAGAUUUUUAAAAUCUGACAAAGAUGAAAAGACUGACGAAGUUACUAGAUCUACAUUACCAACUUCACAAUUACCAUCAUCUAAACCACCCAAACCACCACCUAAACCAUACAAAAAGGAUGAUGAUAUUGCCUUAACAAUCGCUGUACGAAAAUCUGGAUCAUUUCAGACAAUCAAUUCAUCUUCUGGUAUUAGAUCUGUAAAGCGUAAUACUCUCAAACCAGUCAAAAUUCCAAAGUAUCCAUAUGGCACUAGAAUACCCGAAAGAAAUACUCUUUCACCUGCAAAUUCACUUAAAAAGAAACAGGCAAAAGAUAAAUCUUUCUUAAAAUAUCAAAAUCAUAAUUUACCAGAAUACGCUACCAAUAAAUCAAAAAUGUCUGUUCUUGUUCCUCAUAAUCUAUCUUCAACUGAAUACGGGAAGAUCAAUAAAUCAUUGCCAGACCUUACCGUUAAACAUCGUCAUGAUAAGUUCAAUAAAGUUUUUCGUAAAAAUAACAUGACUGUACCAGAUUUAACACGCCUCGAUACUUUUUCAAACGAUGAAAAGAAACCAGAUUUUACCAUGGCAAUAAUGACAGAUGCUGUGUUAGAUCCUGCAAAGAUCACAAAGUUUAGUAUAAAUCCUUUUGAUGAAUCAGAGUCGAAUCAACUAUUUAAACCUGGUGCUCCGUGGAUUCAUUUGCCUCAUCUCAACGAAUUCAUAAAGUCAUUACCAGUAACUAAAUUUUCAUCUCCAAAAGAUUUAAUGACAACUGAAGAAUAUGAGAAAUUUAUUGAGAAGGUUAAAAAAGGAAAGAAAGUUGAUAACUCCAUUUUUCCUCCAAUGAAUCAAAUUCCAGAAGAUGUUACCCUAGAUGAUCUCAAAAACAAUACCAAAAAAUCAAAUAAAUUUAUUAAUCAGGGCCUGCAAAACGAUAUUAUAAGUAAUGCAAUUGAUGGCAUUCUCACCAUUGAAGGAUUCUCACUCGGAUCAAAUAUUAUGAGAUUUGAAAUUGUAAGAGAUUUCAUACAAUUUUUGGCAUUGGCUUUAUCAUUUACAAAUUCUGGAGUUUUGAGUGGCUGGUUACGUGGCCUGCAAAACGAUAUUAUAAGUAAUGCAAUUGAUGGCAUUCUCACCAUUGAAGGAUUCUCACUCGGAUCAAAUAUUAUGAGAUUUGAAAUUGUAAGAGAUUUCAUACAAUUUUUGGCAUUGGCUUUAUCAUUUACAAAUUCUGGAGUUUUGAGUGGCUGGUUACGUGUAAUUUUGAGCAUUAUACCUAAUUUGUUUGGCUUGAAUUUAUCUUUCGUGUUUGGUUACGGUUAUGCUUUCUUUUUAGUAUUUUGUGUUCUUACUUUUGUGGGUUUGUAUUGGUUCAAGCUAAUGACAAAAUAUGAUCCAAAUGCUGAUGUUGAGGGUCUGGAAUCAAGUCCUUGGAAUCUUAGACCAGAAUCUAAAAAACGUCAUAAUAUCGCAAUGAUAUUUCUUCUUACAACAUUGUACUUGCCUGUUUCUAAAUUGUCUAUUGAUGCAUUAGUCUGGGCCGAUACAUUCUGGGUUAUUCCAAAUCCAUAUUUAAAUUCAGAUGAUCCGGUUUUUGAAGACGUAGUGAGUAAUGGUGAUUCACUUCGUGAUUUAAAAGAUUUCUGUUAUGUUACUAGCAUGAAUAAAAAAGAUUUGAAUUUUUCACCAGUUAUAAUUGGUAUCGCACUGGUAACCAUUAGUUUUAUGACAUUUUGGUUCCCCGUUGCGCUCAAACGACUGGUUGAUAAGAAUGUUCCAAAAGUUGAUGCAUACACUGAAACGGGAGAAACAAGGAAAAACAAAGAUGAAGAAUUUAUAAAAUUAAUGGAUAAAGAUACAUGUCCUUACAAUUUUAUAUAUAAUGGAUAUAGUGAAAGAUGGACAAGUUAUAAAUCAUUUAUUAUGGCAAACAAAUUUUUUAGUUUAUUUUUAAUAUCUGUAAUCUCCAAAGAUAAUUGUCUUUUUCGAACUGUUGCGAGAACGAAUAUAGAGACUAUAAGACAAAGCUUGCAAAUAGUAUUGAUGGUUCUCUUGCUUUUGAUCCAUUGGAAAAGCGAGCCUUUUAUUUACCGUUCACAAAAUACGGGUGAAUAUUGGUCAAGGCUUAGUUAUGUGAUUACAACAGUCUUGGGAUUAUUUAAUAUCCUACAUAUUGGAUAUUUAACAACAAAUUAUAUUAUAAUUUUAGUUAUUGAUUGUAUAGUAACUUUAAUAGUUGUUUGGUAUGUUGUUAAGCAAACAAACAGAUUCCAAAGUUUCAUGAAAAUUAUGAAAAAGCAAUUAGAUUUUUCUUUGAACAUUUACAGUCCAAAAUUAGAUUUCUCAAAACACAUCAAAAGAAGAAUAUGGCAAGAGACAUGGACAACUUUACUUUUAACAGAUGAACAAUUUAAAAUGCCCGAGGGAAAACCUGUUGGAUUUUCUGAAAGUCCAUAUAGACCACCUUAUUUAUUAAAUUUUGGUGGUACUGUUGGAGAAAGACAUGCAGAAAAUUUGAAAAUCAUUAGACAAAUUGGUAUGAAAAAAUACGUUGAAUCAAUGGCACCAUUGCCAGCAUCAUUAAUAACGAUGAGAUCAAAAAUUUUUAAUCGUUUCGUUGGACCUGAUAUGUAUUAUUCACCAGAAUACAUGACAACCAAAAACAAAACAUGCUUUGGUAAGGCUUACGUAGUACCUUUUCCAUUUUCAGUAGUUAUGGUUUAUGAUGAAGAUGAGAAUGUCGUUGUGUUGACACAAGAAUGGGAAAUUAAAAGAUUUAUGCAACAAAAUGAAAGUAAAGAAAUUCAAAGACGUCGUUUAAUUAGACAAAAAAUUAGAGCUUUGGAGGGUAAAUUGAUUAUUGGACCAUGCCGUGAUAAGUCUGAUGUUUUUUCGCACGGUUCUGUUAAAAAUAUUCAAGAUAUGGAUUUCUUUGGAUUACCAGAUGUUCAUUAUCAUCGUGGUUUGUUAUCUAUUCAAAGAAAUCAAAGAACUAAAUGGCAGGAUCAUAAUAUGAACCCUGGAUUCAUUGUUACCAUUACUUAUACGAGUUCUAGUAGAUGGGAUACUGAUGAUGUGGUAAAACAACCUAUAAAGGAACGUAUUGUUGGGCAUGAUGUUAUAGGAAUUACUGAUGAUUUCCAGAUGACACCUCAAUUAGAAAAACUUUUUAAUGAUAACGAAGAUAUUCUUGAAACUAAUUUAGUUAGUGUUCAAAGUAUUAUGAAGAAAUAUCGAAAGUUUUAUCAUGAUGAGGCGAAAUGGAAAGAAGAUACACUUAGCUACGGAUUUUUUUUCAACGUUUAUGAUAAUCCCUCGAUACCACUAGAAGCAUUACCGGUAUUGUUGGUAUCAACCGAGAACAAUCAUCUCGUACAAUCUAUUCCUGAAAGUGACUACCCAAGUUUAGUUUAUUUGUAUGAACGUAUGAGAAUCGUUAAUUUAUCAAGAGUUCAUCAAUGGUGGUACUUGUUUUGGGAAGACUUAUGGAGAAAAAAUAAUAAAGAGAUACCACAUUUAUCUAAAAAUCCACGGGAUUUUUCACCUGCAUAUAGUGUUAGUAUAUGUUACAAGCCAAUGACAAGAUUAGAGCUGGAAGAAUUUUUGGAAAAAAGAGGGUGUUGGCAAAAUGGUGGCAAAAAAGGAUUUUUGCAUUCUGGUGUUUUAAAUAGGAUAUAUUUGUAUUUAAACAAUGUUGUAUUUCACGGAAAGUCUAAAAAAGGUGGCGAGCCUAAGAAAUGGAGUAUAAUGAAAGGGGAUACAAUUGAUGAUAAUGAUAGUGAUUACCAUUUAUUACAUAAUAGAGCUAAUAAAAAAUCAAUGAGAGAAAGAAUAUUAAUAAUGAAAGAUGUAAUGUUGAGAAGAAAAGAUAAUUUUCCAAAGACAAGACCUUUCUUUGUACUACAUGAAGAAGAAUCUCAGAGUGAUAGUGAUGGUGUUAACUCUGGAAGUGAUGAAGAAACAUGGUGGUAA